AUGGACGGCGCUGGGCAGCCCAACCUGCGCAUCACCAUCAUCGCCGCCGAUGGGCUCUACAAGCGCGAUGUGUUCCGAUUUCCGGACCCCUUCGCCGUAGCCACGAUCAAUGGCGAGCAGACGCGCACCACGAGCGUCAUCAAGAAGACACUGAACCCCUACUGGAACGAGAGCUUCGACAUGAAAGUCAACGAAGAGAGCGUUCUGGCGGUUCAGAUCUUUGACCAGAAGAAGUUCAAGAAGAAGGACCAGGGCUUCUUGGGCGUCAUCAAUGUCCGCAUAGGGUCGGUAAUAGACCUCGAUGCCGGCGGGGAUGAGAUGCUUACGCGCGAUCUUAAAAAGUCAAACGAUAACAUGGUCGUCCACGGCAAGCUUAUACUCAACCUCUCUACUAACCUCACUGCGCCCAUCACCCAGGGAGCCCAGAACGCCACCCGACCGACCGCAUCCCCGCACCCAUCCGUAAACGGUGGUAUCCCCGGCGCCGUGUCAACUCCACAACAGUCGACGACGAACCUUCACCCUCCUGACGUAUAUCCCGGCCAGCAACGACCCUCAGUCGCCGGCCAACCCGCUGCCCAGCGUCUCAGUCAAGCGCCUCCAGCAGGCCCACCAACCGGCCCGCCCGCCGGUCCAGGUCCUGCGCCGAAUGGAGGAACUCCAGCUCGCAACAGUGGCGGUGCAUACAGCGCUUUUGAGGAUGCUCAAGGAAGAUUGCCAAAUGGCUGGGAGCGUCGUGAGGAUCAUCUGGGUCGAACCUACUACGUCGACCACAAUACUAGGCAAACCACCUGGAUCAGGCCUGGCGCAGGAUUUAACGAGGCUGACCAGCGCCGAGACGUAGCUGCGCAGACCCAGCAGGAGCGCAUGCGACAUCAGAACCGCAUGUUGCCUGAAGACAGGACUGGAGCCAACUCGCCCACUCUCACCGACCGUCAGCCAUCACCGCCUGCUGGCUCAGCAGCCAAUGCUGCAAGCAUGAUGGCAACAGGAGCGACUACUGCUGGAACAGGAGAGCUCCCGUCCGGUUGGGAACAGCGGCAUACACCCGAAGGCCGACCAUACUUUGUUGAUCACAACACGCGAACGACAACAUGGGUAGAUCCUCGUCGACAGCAAUACAUCCGCAUGUAUGGUGGUCAGGCCGCCAACGGCAGCACCAUCCAGCAACAACCCGUUUCUCAACUUGGGCCACUGCCAUCAGGGUGGGAAAUGCGUCUCACCAACACAGCCAGAGUAUACUUUGUGGACCACAACACGAAGACGACCACCUGGGACGACCCGAGGUUACCGUCUUCGUUGGACCAGAACGUACCUCAGUACAAGCGCGACUUCCGUCGCAAGCUGAUCUACUUCAGGUCGCAACCUGCAUUACGCAUUGUUAGUGGCCAAUGCCACGUCAAGGUGCGGCGAACGCACAUCUUCGAAGACUCAUACCACGAGAUUAUGCGCCAAAGCGCUGCUGAUCUCAAGAAGCGACUGAUGAUUAAGUUUGACGGCGAAGACGGUCUAGAUUACGGAGGUCUUUCUCGAGAAUUCUUCUUCCUCCUUUCUCACGAGAUGUUCAACCCCUUCUACUGUUUGUUCGAAUACUCUGCGCACGACAACUACACGCUUCAGAUUAAUCCUCACUCCGGCAUCAACCCCGAACAUUUGAACUACUUCAAGUUCAUUGGACGUGUUGUCGGUCUGGCCAUUUUCCAUCGCCGUUUCUUGGAUGCCUUCUUUAUCGGAGCGUUCUACAAGAUGAUUUUGAGGAAGAAGGUUGCUCUUCAAGAUAUGGAGGGUGUAGAUGCUGAUUUCCAUCGUAACUUGGAAUGGAUGCUGAAUAAUGAUAUUACGGACGCUCUAGAGCUGACCUUUGCAACCGACGACGAGCGUUUCGGUGAAACUGUCAGCAUUGAGUUGAAGCCAGGAGGUGAUAACAUUGAGGUUACCAAUGAGAACAAGCACGAAUACGUUGAACUCAUUACCGAAUGGCGUAUUCAAAAGCGUGUCGAAGAGCAGUUCCAGGCUUUCAUCACCGGUUUCCACGAACUAAUUCCUGCGGAUCUUGUAAACGUUUUCGACGAACGUGAGCUCGAGCUACUCAUCGGCGGUAUCGCAGAUAUCGAUGUCGACGACUGGAAGAAGCACACCGAUUACCGUGGCUACACCGAGAAUGAUGAGGUCAUCCAAAACUUCUGGAAGUGCAUUCGUAGCUGGGACGCCGAGCAAAAGUCGCGUCUACUACAAUUCGCUACCGGAACAUCACGUAUACCCGUCAACGGAUUCAAGGAUUUGCAGGGUAGUGAUGGACCGAGAAGGUUCACAAUUGAGAAGGCUGGUGAGCCUAAUCAAUUGCCGAAAUCACAUACAUGUUUCAAUCGUCUCGAUUUGCCACCGUACAAGACGUUCGAGGCACUCAACCAGAAACUUACCAUUGCCGUCGAAGAGACUGUCGGUUUCGGACAAGAAUAG
Alternaria atra is the source of this 2460-nucleotide messenger RNA. RefSeq lists its product as uncharacterized. The record is from RefSeq and is a predicted model, not a curated record. The coding region runs from base 1 to 2460 and encodes 819 amino acids. Gene Ontology annotation, biological process: ubiquitin-dependent protein catabolic process. Gene Ontology annotation, molecular function: ubiquitin protein ligase activity; protein binding. The transcript is spliced from 8 exons. Lineage: Eukaryota; Fungi; Ascomycota; Dothideomycetes; Pleosporales; Pleosporaceae.